CGUUCCAUGGAAUUGAGUAGUCACGUUCCUGGGCAAUUCCACCAAGAAAAGGAAGAAUGUGAAAAGGAAAGAGACACACACUUAUGGAGUCCAAUGGGGUGGUGGUCUGCUGCUCGCUUUGAAGUGGACCGGCAUGGCCCUCUUCUCUCCCCCUAUAUUAACUUACCACAACGCUCCCCCCUCCCUCCCAUCUUCUUCAUCAUCUCCUUCUUCCACACCCAGAAAUCUCCAGGAAAACCUUCACUUUCAUUCACGAAGAAUGCCAGAUAUGAAGGAGUCCUGGACCUCUCUGGCCUCCCUCCUGGGCACCUUGGCCUUCUGCCAGACCCUCCUCCAGGCGGUGCUCCCGCCGGAGCUCCGCUAUGCCUCCCUCAGGUUCCUGAAGCGGAUCCUCGGCUUCUCCUCCUCCUACUGCUACUUCGAAAUCACCGAGGCCGUUGGCAUCAACGAUCUCUACAACGCCGUCCAACUCUACCUCAGCUCCUUCCUCUCCGCCUCUUGCAGCCGCCUCUCCCUCAGUCGCGCCCCCAACUCCAGCUCCACCACCUUCACCCUCACCAACAGCGACUGCAUCGCCGACAUCUUUGACGGCGUUUCCGUCCAGUGGGAGCAUGCGGUGACGCAGUGCCAGUCAACCUCCUCGCGGGGUGAGAAACGCUUCUUCACGCUUCGGAUCAGGAAAUGUGACAGGGACCGUAUCCUCGACUCCUACCUGGACUACAUCAUGGACAAGGCCAACGACAUCCGCCGUAAGAACCGAGAACGCCUCCUCUACACUAAUUCGCACGGCGGGUGGAACCCAGUGCUCUUCAAGCACCCGAGCAUUGACACAUUGGCCAUGGACCCGGAAAGGAAGAGGGACAUCAUGGAGGACCUCCGUGACUUCGUGGCCGGGAAGGCCUUCUACCAGCGGACAGGCCGGGCCUGGAAGCGGGGCUACCUGCUCUAUGGCCCGCCCGGGACGGGGAAAUCUAGCAUGAUCGCUGCCAUGGCCAAUUUCCUCAGCUAUGACAUCUACGACCUCGAGCUCACCAAGGUGCUCUCCAACUCGGAGCUCCGAGAUCUCCUCAUGAGGACGAGCUCCAAGUCCAUCAUCGUCAUUGAGGACAUCGACUGCUCGGCCAAUCUGUGCAACAGGUCGAAGGCGCCCCAAGACCUCGCGCGUCGGAGCUGCUCCGACCCUGGUGCCCCUAAUGCCGCAUUGGGUAGCGAGGACGGGAACAACAACCCGAUCACCCUCUCCGGACUGCUCAACUUCACCGAUGGCCUGUGGUCGUGCUGCGGGAGUGAGAGGAUCUUCGUGUUCACCACUAACCACAUCGACAAGCUCGACCCAGCGUUGCUCCGGAGCGGCCGGAUGGACAUGCACAUCUACAUGAGCUACUGCUCGUACCCGGCGCUCAAGAUCCUGCUCCAUAACUACCUGGGCAGCGAGGCUGAGGACCUUGGUGAGGCGGCGGCGGCGAGCGAGCUCCGAGAGGUAGUCAAGAAGGCCAAGAUGACGCCAGCAGACAUAAGCGAAGUCUUAAUCAAGAACCGGAGGAACAAGGAGAAAGCAGUGAGCGAGUUGCUGGAGGCGUUGAAGGCGAGAGCGGAGAGGAACGAGAAGUACGGGGUUGAGAGGGAGCGCGAGCUGAACGGCGAGGAGGAGGAGGAGGAGGAGCAAGAGAAGAGGGCUCUGGAGAGCCCCAAAGAUGGGAGCCACUGCGACACCGAUUCUCGCAAGAAAGUGGAGGAUGAUGAAGCGGAGAAGGCAAAAUGAGAGGGAAAACUUUACUAUGAAGGGUUCCGACAGAUCAUGAGCAUUCAACAUGUUGGUUUCUUAGAAAGGGUUUGUUGGGGGUGUCCAAUUUCAAAUCUGUUUUGCUGAUGGCAUGGUGGUCAAAUAACAAAUCCUGGUCCUCUAUCGAAAAAUCGGGUUUGAUGUUUUCUUCUCUCUCCAUGGAGAAGUGUUGCUUGGGGACUUGAUUUGGGAGCUGUUGUUUUAACCGUUGUCUCAUUAAUCUGGAGUGUAAUGGUGUUCGCUCCCUGCA
Molecule: messenger RNA, 2033 nt
Organism: Eucalyptus grandis
Lineage: Eukaryota; Viridiplantae; Streptophyta; Magnoliopsida; Myrtales; Myrtaceae
Product: AAA-ATPase At5g57480
Molecular function (GO): ATP hydrolysis activity; ATP binding
Source: RefSeq, a predicted model, not a curated record